AUGGAUCCUGAGAAACCCGAGAUCUUACAUGGGGAUAAUAUUUCGAAUUCCGGAAAAUCCGCGAAUAGGGCUGAAAUUGAACAUGUUGCAGGGAAAGAUGGAUAUGUGUUGAAUGACGCUUCUCUUGCCCAUGAUCAUGGUCUGAAGACAACUCAAGAUGGAGGAACUAUUCUCAUCCCACAGCCAAGUGACUCGCCCAAUGAUCCAUUGAAUUGGACACAAUUCCGCAAGAAUGUGAUUCUCAUAAUUAUAUCCUGCACGGCAUUUCUUCCAGACUAUGGAAGUGCAACGGGAUCAGUGACUCUGAGUCCACAGGGCGAGGAAUGGAAUAUGGAUCCUAAUAUCGUCAACCACUCACAAGUCGGUAAUGUGUUUAUGCUCGGUGCUGCUGGCCCUAUUGUUGUGGCUCUUUCCGCAUACUUCGGUCGAUAUCCUAUUCUAUUCUGGUGGACAUUACUGGCGUUAGCAACGGCAAUUUGGUGCGCGGCUGCUCAAAGCUUUGAGUCAUUCAUGGCCGCGCGAAUUCUGAAUGGAUUCUUUUCAACGGUUGCUCAGAGCGGUGGUCUAAUGUUCAUAAAAGACAUGUUCUUUCUCCACGAACAUGCCCGCAAAAUCAACAUCUGGUCCGGCUUUAUAGUUCUCUCUCCAUAUAUGGGUCCACUCCUUGGAGCAUUCAUAGUCAACACUCAAAUAUGGCAAUGGGCCUUCGGCAUCUAUACCAUUGAAACAGGGUUAUGCCUAAUAGCCAUUAUACUAUUCGUUGAGGAAACGUACUAUGACCGCCACACAAUACAACCGGAACUUGUUCCUAAUGCUCCGCGUUGGCAUCGGGUAAUUGGUAUCCAGCAGAUUCAAACAAAAUAUAUUAAAAACUCGUUUAAAGAUGCGAUAAUGCGUCCUUUCGUGAUACUCGGCAAGCCGGUUGUGGUCUUAGCAGUGUUUUUCUACCUCCUCACCUUUGCUUGGGUGGUUGGUAUCAAUACCACAUUGUCUAUCUUUCUGGCACCGAAGUAUGGCUUCGGGGCUAAGCAAAUAGGCUUCUUUUACUUCACACCCGUUGUUGCUGCCAUCCUCGGCGAGAUAACAGGGCAUUGGCUUCAUGAUUUUAUCGCAAAGCUAUACGCUAAGCUCCACGGUAAUCACCUCGAGCCUGAAGCUAGACUGUAUGCCAUAUGGUUCGCAAUUCCCUUCAUGGCACCAGGGUUGAUUUUACUUGGAUUCUCCCUGGAGCGACAUUAUCACUAUAUGCUCGCGGCGCUAGGCUGGGGCCUGUAUGUGUUUGGGAUCAUGAUCAUCACCGUGGCUGUCAAUUCGUAUGUGCUGGAUGCGUCCCCUGAAGCAAGUGGGGAGGUGGCUGCUUGGGUCAAUUUUGGAAGAACAACAGGUGGCUUUAUAUGUUCUUAUUUUAUGGUUGAGUGGGCUGAGAAAAUGGGGACUAUUCGACAGUUCGGGACUAUGUGUGGGAUCUUGGGAGGUGCAUGUUUGAUUGUUGUUGGGCUUCAGGUUUGGGGGAAGACAUUGAGGAUUUGGGCUGGACCAGCUCGAUUCAAGACGGUUUGA
Molecule: messenger RNA, 1560 nt
Organism: Penicillium angulare
Lineage: Eukaryota; Fungi; Ascomycota; Eurotiomycetes; Eurotiales; Aspergillaceae
Exons: 5
Coding region: 1-1560 (519 amino acids)
Biological process (GO): transmembrane transport
Molecular function (GO): transmembrane transporter activity
Source: RefSeq, a predicted model, not a curated record